This is a messenger RNA of Drosophila navojoa, 1147 nucleotides long. RefSeq names its product puratrophin-1. Gene Ontology annotation, cellular component: cytoplasm. The record is from RefSeq and is a predicted model, not a curated record. Gene Ontology annotation, molecular function: guanyl-nucleotide exchange factor activity. NCBI's taxonomy places the organism in Eukaryota, Metazoa, Arthropoda, Insecta, Diptera, Drosophilidae.
AUUGGGGCGGCAGCAUGAGCGCGCGUCCGUCCAGCAGCGAUGUAGCCGAACACUGCUGUCGCAAUGUGCUCAUCGAACUGAUCAGCACAGAGCAACAAUAUGUCGAGGAUCUGAUCAUUGGCAUCGAGCGCUAUAGUCGCAUCUUUCAACAGCGAUCGUCGUUGCCGUCGGGUCUGGUUGGACAACAGCACGUUCUGCUGUCGAAUAUUACAGAUAUUGUGGCACUGCAUCGGCACCGCCUUCUGCCGCUGCUGCUGCAGCAUCGCCAGCAGCUGGAGCUGCUCUUUGAGCGUUGGUAUUCUCUCGUCGAGCGGGAUGUCUUCUACUGCUAUGUCCUGUUCACGGCUAGCCAGCGCGAAAGUCUGCGUCUAUAUCACUCCCAUGAGCUUUAUUUUAGGCGUAUGCAGCUAACAAUGGGAGAUCCGCUGGGCUUACGCAGCUUUCUACUGAAGCCUGUGCAGCGUGUGACGAAGUAUCCAUUGUUACUCAAUCGAUUCAUUCAGGCAUUCUUCGAGCAUCGCCAGGUGAUCUCGAAGCGCAUCUUCGAGCUGGCCUGCCGGCUAGAGACGCGACUGCGCGAGCUCUUGGAGCGGGCCAAUCAAGCAGACCAGCUCAAUGACAUCACCAGCUUCAAUGCGUCUAGCAUACUCAACGAGGGGCGCUUCGUGACGAUGGGCGAGUUCCAGCUGAUCGAUGGCCGACUGCGCCGCUGUUACAGCUGCAAAUUGUUUGCAUUCACCACCUGCCUCAUCUACACGGAGCAGAAGAGCUGCAAACAGGUGCUGCGCGGCACUUUCGUUCUGCCGGAUGUUUGCGUUGUGGCCAAGGCGAAGUCCUUUCUGCUGUGCAACAAGCAGCACGAAUGUGAGUUCCUUUGCCCGAAGGCCUUGGUUAAAAAAUGGGAGGCGAUGGUGCGUCAUCUACUUGAACAGUUUGUGAGUGUGGCAUUUGGCGAUGUUGUCGCGACAGCGGAGCAAAGCACGGACAACGCCAGCGGGCAGCAGCAAGCGGUGCAACGCAAGUCCAUCAACCGUACCAUCUGGUACGCAAUGCAGUAACCCAACCCAACCCCACAGAAGCACACAUUCCUACCCCACUCCCUCCCGUUCCACGAUUGUAAUAUGUGUUUCACUUGCAACUGAAUCAA